AAGGAGCUAAAGCAUGGAAGAAACAGAAGAGAUCUGUAUUGCAGAAGAGAAAGUAGUGGACAUUAGUCUCAAGGACCUUGCCAAGAAACUAGAGGAAUUUGCCAAGGCCAGAGAUUGGGAAAAGUACCACAGUCCAAGAAAUCUCCUUCUUGCAAUGGUUGGCGAAGUAGGAGAGCUAUCGGAAAUAUUCCAAUGGAAAGGAGAGGUGGACAAGGGGUUGCCAAACUGGGAGGAAUCUGACAAGGAGCAUCUAGCAGAAGAGCUGUCUGAUGUGCUGCUAUACCUCAUUAGAUUGUCUGAUAUUUGUGGCAUUGAUCUUGGUGAUGCUGCCACCAAAAAAAUUGUGAAGAACGCUAUCAAAUACCCACCCAAGGCCUGCUGAAACACUAGUUUAAUUUUAGUGUGCUGAUUUUUGUUUGGGUAGCAUGAAACAAUCAUUUUGAUGGAAUCCCUGUAGAGACUGCAUGAUAAGCUUAUCCUUCUUGUUUAUUGAGCUUUGCCCUUUUGGAGAUUA
Molecule: messenger RNA, 514 nt
Organism: Populus euphratica (Euphrates poplar)
Lineage: Eukaryota; Viridiplantae; Streptophyta; Magnoliopsida; Malpighiales; Salicaceae
Product: dCTP pyrophosphatase 1-like
Exons: 2
Coding region: 14-382 (122 amino acids)
Biological process (GO): nucleoside triphosphate catabolic process
Molecular function (GO): nucleoside triphosphate diphosphatase activity
Source: RefSeq, a predicted model, not a curated record